UUUUUUUUUUAAAUGAAAACAAAAACAGAAAAAGGAAGAGUUAGAAUUUGCUUUCUCUUUCUCGAUCCCUCUCUCUCAAAAUCGCUGUUCCUCUCUCACCCACCGCCACCGGCCGCCGCUCUCAAUCCCUCUCUCACUGCUCUCAAUCUCUCUCCCUCACCUCGCCGUAACGCCGUUCAAUCUUCCGCCGCAGCCGCACCACUGCUCAGCUCACCGCGCCGCACCACACCGCACCGCACUCACUCUUUCUCUUCGUCUCGUUUCAGAAACAACUUUGUCUUUUAAAUAUUAUUGUAUCUAGAAAUUUGGUUGAUAAAAUUCCCUCCAAAAUUUUGCCUAGGCUCUCUAAUAUUACUGGAAUCGCCACUGGGCUUACCUAAACUAAAAGACAUCAGACCAUGUCUGGGAGAAAAGAAACUGUUCUUGACUUGGCUAAAUUUGUUGAUAAAGGAGUUCAAGUCAAGCUUACUGGUGGUAGACAAGUGACAGGUACUCUGAAAGGAUAUGACCAGUUACUUAACCUCGUCCUCGACGAAGCUGUUGAGUUUCUGAGAGAUCCUGAUGAUCCACUGAAAACUACAGAUCAGACCAGAAGUCUUGGCUUAAUUGUUUGCAGGGGAACUGCUGUGAUGCUUGUGUCCCCAACUGAUGGUACAGAUGAGAUUGCAAACCCCUUUCUUGAGGCAGAUGGGGCCUAGGUGUAAAUGUUUGCACUAUAAAAUACCUUCUAUGUAUGCUAACCAAGCUACUCCUAUGUAUUAACACUUUUGCUUUGAUGAAAACAAAUCGCAUUUUGUGUUUGCUGAUUGAAUUGAAUAUUCCUAAAUGCGAAUUUAGAUGCUUAAAUGACAAUGUGAUAUCUUUCCUUC
Messenger RNA from Trifolium pratense (red clover), 869 nucleotides. RefSeq names its product sm-like protein LSM7. Gene Ontology annotation, biological process: nuclear-transcribed mRNA catabolic process; mRNA splicing, via spliceosome. Gene Ontology annotation, molecular function: RNA binding. Lineage: Eukaryota; Viridiplantae; Streptophyta; Magnoliopsida; Fabales; Fabaceae. Gene Ontology annotation, cellular component: catalytic step 2 spliceosome; U2-type prespliceosome; spliceosomal tri-snRNP complex. The record is from RefSeq and is a predicted model, not a curated record. The transcript has 6 exons. The coding region runs from base 399 to 698 and encodes 99 amino acids.